Musa acuminata subsp. malaccensis (wild Malaysian banana) is the source of this 3226-nucleotide messenger RNA. RefSeq names its product alanine--tRNA ligase, chloroplastic/mitochondrial. NCBI's taxonomy places the organism in Eukaryota, Viridiplantae, Streptophyta, Magnoliopsida, Zingiberales, Musaceae. Gene Ontology annotation, molecular function: aminoacyl-tRNA deacylase activity; ATP binding; alanine-tRNA ligase activity. Gene Ontology annotation, cellular component: cytosol; cytoplasm; chloroplast. The record is from RefSeq and is a predicted model, not a curated record. Gene Ontology annotation, biological process: alanyl-tRNA aminoacylation.
AUACACAACCGAACGCAGGGUCGCGAGGAACGACAGGCGCACACACCAGAGGUCCGAUGGGGGGACUGCAGCUGGUGGAGUCUCCGAUAGCCCUCCGUCUUGUCUCCGCCGCUUCCCGGCCGCGCCGUCGCCUCUCCCUGGCGACCUUUGGCCAUGGCCUCCGCCCCUUUCGCGGUUGCAACGGCAUGAUAUGUGUCAGCAAAGCUAGGCAAACUCAUGUUGAAGUAUCUUCAACUUAUCUUUACAAGCUGACAUCGCCAAAGAAAGUAAAGUUUUCAACAAGAAGCACAUCAGCUUCAGUCCAACCUAUGACUCAAGACAUCACAGAAGAUAUGCAUAAGGACUACCCUAUUAGUGGGGAUGAAAUACGUACUCGUUUCCUUAAUUUUUAUGCUUCGAGAGGUCACAAGAUACUCCCAAGUGCAUCUCUUGUACCAGAUGACCCUACAGUUUUGCUUACUAUUGCUGGCAUGCUGCAGUUUAAGCCUAUAUUUCUUGGCAAGGAACCCCGAAGUGUGCCAUGUGCUACAACAUCUCAACGGUGCAUAAGAACAAAUGAUGUUGAAAAUGUGGGUAAAACAACUCGACAUCAUACUUUCUUUGAGAUGCUUGGAAACUUCAGCUUUGGUGAUUAUUUCAAGAAGGAAGCAAUCGUAUGGGCAUGGGAACUUACAACCAAGGAGUAUAAAUUGCCUCCUGAAAGAUUGUGGAUUAGUGUUUUCAAGGAUGAUGAUGAAGCUUUCUCUAUAUGGCAUGAUGAAGUUGGUGUACCUAAGGAACACAUCAAGAGACUGGGUGAGGAUGACAACUUUUGGACCAGUGGUAUCACAGGACCUUGUGGCCCUUGCUCUGAGAUUUACUAUGAUUUUCAUCCUGAGAGGGGUUCUGAAAGUGCUGAUCUGGGUGAUGAUAGCAGAUUUAUUGAGUUCUACAAUCUAGUAUUUAUGCAAUACAACAAGAAGGAUGAUGGUUCCCUUGAGCCCUUAAAGCAAAAGAACAUAGACACGGGCAUGGGACUUGAGCGUAUGGCUCGAAUUCUUCAGCAGGUUCCAAACAACUAUGAAACAGAUCUCAUUUUCCCAAUCAUACAGAAGGCAGCAAAUUUGGCAAUGAUUUCAUACGCUAAAGCAGAUGAUGCUACAAAGACCAACCUUAAAAUUGUUGGUGAUCAUAUGCGUGCAGUUGUUUAUCUUAUUUCAGAUGCAGUUCUACCAUCAAAUAUUGGGAGAGGUUAUGUUGUCCGGAGGCUUAUAAGGAGAGUUGUUAGAAUAGGUAGAUUGCUGGGUAUAAAGGGUGCUGGUGAGGGGAAUCCAGAUGGAGCUUUUUUGCCAGGACUUGCCAAGAUAGUGAUAGAACUUAGUAACCAAAUUGACCCAGAUGUCACAGGAAGGAUGCCUCAUAUUCUUGAAGAGCUUAAGAGGGAAGAGCUGCGCUUUGUGCAGACUCUGGAGAGAGGAGAAAAGCUAUUGGAUCAGUUUCUUGCUAGUGCUUUAUUAAAUGCUAGCACAAAUGGUGACAGACCUUGUCUGGCUGGAAAAGAUGUGUUUCUUUUGUAUGACACAUAUGGAUUCCCAGUGGAGAUAACGGCUGAAGUUGCUGAAGAACGUGGAGUUAGUCUAGAUAUGAAUGGUUUUCACAUUGAAAUGGAAAACCAACGGCGACAAUCCCAAGCUGCUCAUAGUACAGUGAAACUUUCAGUUGGGAAUGAAGUAGAGCUUGCUGAGAGUGUUCCUGAUACUGAAUUUUUAGGAUAUGACAUGCUUUCUGCUAAUGCUAUCAUAAAGGGCCUUUUACAAAAUGGUGAACCUGUAACUGAAGUUGCUGAAGGUAGUGACGUAGAAAUCAUGUUGGACAGGACACCAUUUUAUGCAGAAUCAGGUGGUCAAAUUGGAGAUAAUGGCUUUCUGCGCUGCAAAGGAGUUGAAGAUAGCAAAGAUACAGCUAUCGUGGAGGUCAAAGAUGUCCAGAAAUCACUUGGAAAUAUCUUUGUUCAUAAGGGCACAAUCAAAGAGGGUAAAAUAGAGGUUGGCUUAGAAGUGAAUGCUAUAGUUGAUCCAAGACUAAGGCAGAGGGCUAAAGUCCACCAUACUGCAACUCAUCUAUUGCAAGCUGCUCUUAAGAAUGUUAUUGGUCAGGAAACAUCACAAGCAGGUUCAUUGGUAGCUUUUGAUCGACUUCGAUUUGACUUCAACUUCCACAGACCACUCUUUGAACAUGAGUUAAUGAAAAUUGAAGAACUAAUAAAUCAGUGGAUCAACGAUUCAACACUACUUCAAACAAAAGUGAUGCCUUUGUUAGAUGCCAAGAAAGCAGGUGCAAUUGCCAUGUUUGGGGAAAAAUAUGGAGAGCAGGUCAGAGUUGUUGAGGUGCCUGGCGUGUCGAUGGAGCUCUGUGGUGGGACACAUGUCAGCAAUACUUCAGAGAUUCGUGGUUUCAAAAUAAUCUCUGAACAGGGUAUUGCAUCUGGAAUCAGGCGUAUUGAAGCUGUUGCGGGUGAAGCUUUCAUUGAAUAUGUCACCACUAGAGACAACAGCAUGAGACAUUUAUGCUCAGUACUCAAAGUAAAAGCAGAGGAUGUAACUGGUCGAGUGGAGAACAUCCUGGAGGAGCUAAGAAUAGCAAGGAAUGAAGUUUCCGCACUACGCACUAGAGUGGCGAUACUAAAAGCAACAGCUCUUGUGAACAAAGCAUUUAUUGUGGGAACCACCAACAUUAGAGUGGUGGUUGAAUCUAUGGACGACACAGAUGCUGAUUCCCUAAGGAAUGCUGCUGACUAUCUUGUUGAUUCUUUGCAAGAUCCUGCAGCAGUCGUUUUGGGUUCAUGCCCAGGGGAUGGGAAAGUAAGUUUAGUUGCUGCAUUUACUCCCUCAGUUGUCAAAAUGGGGAUCCAGGCAGGGAAAUUCAUCGGAGGUAUAGCGAAGCUGUGUGGCGGAGGUGGUGGCGGCAAGCCCAAUUUUGCUCAAGCAGGCGGAAGGAAGCCCGAGAACCUAUCGAAUGCACUGGAGAAGGCUCGAGUUGAACUUAUUGCAGCUUUGGAUGGAAAAACAAGUUGAUUGUGGUGUUAAAUCCCUUGGUUUUAUGUCAAUUUAUAUUGUAGGAAGACUAGAAACAGUUAUCGAUGCAUAUGAUAGAUGCCUAUCGGUGGCUUGCUUCAACAGAUGAAUUAUUUUGGCUUCCGAUGUAAAUUUGGCAUGCAGACUUGGUUGCCCCAUAUAUAGUGCAACAA